AGUCAAGGACUGCCUAUAAUUAAAGCUUCACUUUCUUGCAGAUGUCUCUAGAACAAAUGUAGCCCCUCAUCAUGCAUGUUUCCCCCCCAGGUUUGGCCCUCCGCUACUGAUGAGAGAAGAUAGAGCCAUGUCAUGGGAACAGCUGCAGCAAUGUAUCAUGGGCAAAAUGCGCUAUCUGAUGAGAAGAGAGGCCCAAGUGCAGGCUAGUGGGAGUCUGUUCCAGGUGCGAGUAGUUGGAGGAUCUUCUCUGUGCAGCUAUCUCUCGCCUCAGGACAGACGGCCACUGUAUCAUCCUGCUGUGGACAGAGCACUGCAAUUUGGAGGUCCCGGCGGCCCUGUUCACGUGAAGCUGGUAGUCGAAUGGGAUCUGACCACCAAGGAAUGCUUGUUUGGCAAUAUCCAGGAAGAAGUUGUUGAAGAUGCAGAAAGUGUGAGAAUGAAGCAACAGCUUCAUCAACAGCAGCAUAGCUGCACCCUGAGUGAAUGCUUCCAGCUCUACACUAAGGAGGAACAGCUGGCUCCAGAUGAUGCCUGGCGCUGCCACCACUGCCAGGUCCUUCAACAAGGCAUGGUCAAAAUCAGCCUGUGGACCCUCCCUGAUAUC
Thamnophis sirtalis is the source of this 604-nucleotide messenger RNA. Lineage: Eukaryota; Metazoa; Chordata; Lepidosauria; Squamata; Natricidae. The record is from RefSeq and is a predicted model, not a curated record.